AUGGCCUCCGCGGGGCCAUCUGGCAGCUCAGUUGCUGAGCUCGCCUCUCAGCUCUACGACAAAUGCGUCAAAGGCUUCCCUCCUGAUCAAUUAUUCUAUCAGCAAGACCUGAUGGGCUUGGGUGUUAUCCCUAAAAAUGACUUAGCGCUUCUUCUGCAAUGCGCCCAGUCGCUCGUCGAUCAGAAAUUGUUCCGUCUCCUUCAGGGCAAAAAUGACCGCUUAGCGUGGAAGGUGAUAGCGCGGGAAGAUGCUGAAAAACUCCAGAAUCUCAGCCCCGACGAAAGUCUCGUAUAUAGCGUUAUUCAUUCUACAGCCCGCUCCGGUAUAUGGGUCCGCGCCAUCGGAAAGCGAACUGGGUUACACAAAUCUAUUCUUGAUCGCUGCCUCAAGUCUCUCGAGGGAAAGAACUACAUCAAGAGCGUUCACAAUGUUAAGUUCCCCACGCGGAAAAUGUACAUGCUCGCCGGCCUCGCCCCGAGCGAGGACGUGACCGGUGGCGCGUGGUUCACGGAUGGAGUCCUGGAUGAAAACUUCAUAAACAGUGUUGCUGGGUUCAUCGAAUACACCGUGAGUCGGAAAAGCUGGUAUGAAGUUCCGGCUGAUGCAGGACAUCGCAACAAACGCAUCAAAACAAGUGAUGGAGGUUUCGCUGUGAAAUCAGAGACGUCCGAGAAGACUUACCUACCUUUCCCCUACGACUACAAAGGCUAUGCGACCGCUUCGAUGAUUACCGCAGCCGUGAAUGAGAGUGGCAUCACUCCUGUCCGCCUAGGGGAGGAUAGCAUUGUCCAGCUCCUUGAGAUGCUCUGCUAUGACAACAAAUUGGUCGCAUUGGAGAACGGCAAAUUCUACAAAGCUGUCAAGAACCCCGAUGCUAUUAAGGCGAGGCAGUCUCGAAAACCGAUUGAUGAGACAGAAGCAAAGCGGAGGCUGGCCCAAAAUGGUAUGACAGAGGCGCCUUGCGGCCAGUGCCCUGUUUUUAAGCUCUGUGCUUCUAAUGGUGCGGUCAGUCCCGAGACUUGUGAAUACUUUGACCCUUGGCUUGAAGCGGCCCUUGGGUUUUAA
Monascus purpureus is the source of this 1065-nucleotide messenger RNA. The record is from the annotation of a GenBank genome assembly. Lineage: Eukaryota; Fungi; Ascomycota; Eurotiomycetes; Eurotiales; Aspergillaceae.